Helianthus annuus (common sunflower) is the source of this 699-nucleotide messenger RNA. RefSeq lists its product as uncharacterized. Gene Ontology annotation, molecular function: catalytic activity. The coding region runs from base 1 to 699 and encodes 232 amino acids. Lineage: Eukaryota; Viridiplantae; Streptophyta; Magnoliopsida; Asterales; Asteraceae. The transcript is spliced from 4 exons. Gene Ontology annotation, biological process: DNA repair. The record is from RefSeq and is a predicted model, not a curated record.
AUGUGUUCUUCAAACUCCAAAAAUGCUAAAGCUACUCCGGCAGCCACCACAGUACCCGACAUCAAUGGCCGGCUGGUGCUCCAACCUGCAACCUCUAACCAAAGGUUCAAAAGAUCUUCUUCACUUAAAAAGAGCCUCUCCCUUCCAAAAUCAACCACUAUAGUUCCAGUUCCACCACCACCACCUAAGCAAAAGCAAGGUGGCAACAACAAAGCAAAUUCUAUGAAUUCCACCACAAAAACUGUAAUUCCUAAUAAGAAGCCAAAGAAAAGUAUCUGCAUAAACUCUAGUAAUACCAAUCCGAAUUCCUUGGUGGUUAAGUACUUGCCGGAAGUGAUUGUGAAUGCUCCGGGAAGUAUAGCGGCUGCAUGGAAGGAACAGGUGGAAGUGAUGCAGGUUCAAAGCAAAAUAAAGAUUGCUCACUAUGGUAGAUCAAUUAAGCCUGCUAAGUAUGAUAGCUGCAAGAAGCUCACAUCUUUAUAUCAUCCCAAAUCUGUAAUUGAUAGAAGCCCAGUUACCAAUGUAACAGAAGAGAAAAGAUGCAGCUUCAUCACCCCAUAUUCAGACCCUAUAUUCAUUGCGUACCAUGAUGAAGAAUGGGGAAUUCCGGUACAUGAUGAUAAUUUUAUUGGCAACACGAAAUCUGAUUUGUUAUUUGAAUGUGCAUCUCAUGCGAAUGAGUUUGAUAUGUUCGAAUGA